Molecule: messenger RNA, 420 nt
Organism: Cinara cedri
Lineage: Eukaryota; Metazoa; Arthropoda; Insecta; Hemiptera; Aphididae
Source: the annotation of a GenBank genome assembly
ACCAUGGGUAAUUUCUCAAAACCAGAUUUUAUAGCUUAUUUAUCUGAAAAGGUCUACCAUGUGUACCAUUUGUCUACCAAUUGUAAUUUCUUGUUAUACCUACUUACAAAUAACAAAAUAUUUAAGUGAAAAAGUCUUAAAAUGUGAUAAUUUUUUUAAAUUAGGACAUACCGAAAGAGAUGAAAUAUUGUCAUCCAGGAAUUUUAAAUUAUUAACAUCAACAAAAUGUUAUGAACAUCAAGCUACUUCUGAUGUAAAAGAAUUAUUAUUUCCAAGCCCCGAAAUUACCACUACACCCAAACGAAGAAUCCAAGAUAUAAUUAAUAUGCCUAGUCCCAAUGUGGAUUUCUCUACACCCAGGAAAAUAAAAUUAAAAAAUUAAAAACUUAAAGAUCGCAUAUUAAUUAAUUAAAAACAAGC